Messenger RNA from Eurypyga helias (sunbittern), 1197 nucleotides. RefSeq names its product lipase member M-like. NCBI's taxonomy places the organism in Eukaryota, Metazoa, Chordata, Aves, Eurypygiformes, Eurypygidae. Gene Ontology annotation, molecular function: hydrolase activity, acting on ester bonds. Bases 1 to 1197 code for a protein of 398 amino acids. The transcript has 9 exons. The record is from RefSeq and is a predicted model, not a curated record.
AUGUGGCCGUUUAUUGCAAUCCUGGUUUUGAUACAAGCACACCCGAACUCAGCAGAUGCCAUCGAGUGGGAAAAGGCUAUAAAUCCUGAGGCUUUCAUGAAUGUCAGCCAAAUGAUCUGCCACAGAGGGUACCCCAGUGAGGAGUAUGAAGUCCUGACUCACGACGGCUACUACCUCAACCUGAACAGGAUUCCUCACGGGCGACAAAAACCUCGGAACAGAGGGGCCAAACCGGUCGUGCUUCUCCAGCAUGGGUUGUUUGGAGAUGGCAGCAACUGGGUGGAAAAUCUGGCCAACAACAGCCUUGGCUUCAUACUAGCAGACUCUGGCUAUGAUGUCUGGCUGGGAAACAGCCGGGGGACAAGCUGGUCCCGGAGACACCAACACCUUUCAGCUGAGCAGGUUGAAUUCUGGAAUUUCAGCUUUCAUGAAAUGGCAAUGUAUGACCUCCCGGCCACCAUCGACUUUAUUCUGCAGAAGACCGAGCAGAAGCAGAUCUAUUACAUUGGCUAUUCCCAGGGCUGCACGAUCGCAUUCAUUGCGUUCUCAUCCAUGCCAGAACUGGCUCAGAAAAUCAAAAUGCUUUUUGCACUGGCUCCAGUAGUGACAACCAAGCACGCCAGAAGUCCCAUCAUGAAAAUGUCCUUCAUUCUGAACAAGCAAUUCAACGUGUUCCAGCUUCUGCUGGGCAGAACAGAUGCUUUCCUGUGGAUGAGGAAGCUGUGGAGCUUCCUCCCCCCGCUGUGCCGGCACCCGCUGAUACACAAGCUUUGUGCCAACCUCUUCUUCCUGCUGGGUGGCUACAACGAGAAGAACCUCAACAUGACACGGCUGGAUGUGUACACGGCCCACUAUCCGGAUGGGACGUCUGUCAAAAACAUGAUACACUGGGCCCAGAUGAUUAAAUCGGGAGAAUUUAAAGCCUUCGACUAUGGCAGCAAAAACCCAGAUGUAUACCACCAGGAGACACCUCCCUCCUACCGGGUGGAGGAGAUGCCCGUGCCCACCGCAGUGUGGUCGGGGGGGGAGGACUGGGUGGCUGACUGGAGGGAUGUCCAUCUGCUUCUGCUCCGCAUUGCCCAUCUUGUCACCUAUGGCCACAUCCCCGACUGGAACCACUGGGACUUCCUGUGGGGCUUGGACGCCCCCAGGCACCUGUACAGCAGCAUCCUGGAGCUGAUGGAGGAUUCCUGGUAG